AAAUAAUAUUCCAAAAUGAUUAUGAUUACGCGAUGCUUACACCUGUCGCAGCUUUUAUUGUGCCCCGCAACAUCCCUCAAGUUUCCGUACCCUCUCCUUGACUUUGAGCUUAUGGGCGCAGUUGGAUCCGCUUUGAAGUCGCCAAUCAUCGAUAUGUCUUCCAAGCAAGCGAAAUUCGUGGAAAAUACAAUUACCAGCAACAAAGUGGUGAUAUUUAGCAAAAGCUAUUGUCCCUACUGCACGAUGGCAAAAGAACCGUUCCGAAAGCUUAAUGUUGAUGCCCAUAUUAUAGAGCUCGACGGAAAUCCCGAUGGCAACGAGAUUCAGGCGGUUCUUGGCCAAAUUACAGGUGCCAGAACGGUUCCCCGCGUUUUUAUUGAUGGCAAAUUUAUUGGCGGCGGCACAGACAUUAAACGAAUGUUUGAAACAGGCGCUCUACAGAAAUAUUUCCAGUAAAUAGGCAGUCGUUCAGUGUUCCACGCUCUGUGCAAAUCUUAUGUACAAAAGUUAAAUCACGUUUUAAAGUUAAUGUUCAAAGUCCUAAAUAAAGUUUUUUAAUAAUGUCUGCUUA
Drosophila ficusphila is the source of this 571-nucleotide messenger RNA. RefSeq names its product glutaredoxin-C4. NCBI's taxonomy places the organism in Eukaryota, Metazoa, Arthropoda, Insecta, Diptera, Drosophilidae. The record is from RefSeq and is a predicted model, not a curated record. Gene Ontology annotation, cellular component: cytoplasm. Gene Ontology annotation, molecular function: glutathione disulfide oxidoreductase activity. Gene Ontology annotation, biological process: cellular response to oxidative stress. The transcript is spliced from 4 exons. Bases 16 to 456 code for a protein of 146 amino acids.